AUGAGUAAUAAUGAUCCAAAACAGUUAUUGAGAGCAUGUGCUGAGAAUUUAUUGAACGCAGUGACUCGUCUUGAGAAUACAUCAAAUUCUUCUCAGCAAGUUUCUGUAAAUAGCCCAAUCACUAGCCCAACAGCAGCGUCACCACAGGUGCACAGACCUGAGCAAGUUCCUGUGCAUAGUCCAAUGCUCAGCGCAACAACAGCCUCACAGGUGCCCAGACCAACUGCAGCUGAGGAACACAGAAAUUUGUUUGGAUAUAGACCACCAUCCUGUAGUAAGAGAAAUAGUAGACUGCCUCUUUCGAAAAGGAAAAGGAUAACGACAUCAACUGGAGAACAGGUGUCUAUUCCUGUGCGAAACACAUGGUCCCGUACAUUUGCCUGUUUAGCAAAGAGAAAUGCAACCACAGCCCCAUCUACAGCAGAGAAGGUUAAUAUGGCCCUUUCUGGCUUGGAUGAGCGAACAAUAUGUUUUAAUAAAGGUGGAAAUAGUGAACAUGUCCACAAUAAGAUUUUGGAAGCAUUUCCAAUGCUCUCUGAUGUUGGUGGAUAUAACAUCCUACGGACGGGAGAGCGUGGCAAUCGCAAUUUGAUGCUCCUUGCUAUGCCACCUGGUGGAUAUACAGUCUCAUUUUUAAAAUCAACAAAAGGCUCGGCCAAGGGAUACAUCAGACCUUACCAAAAAGACAUUGUUAUUGAUAACAGCACUUUCACGAGUAAAGGUCAAACUCAGGUUGGAAUUUUAUUAUUUAUUUAUUUAUAUAAAGUACUUCAUUUAUAUAUAUUUUACUAAUGCUCUGAGCAGUAUGUUCUAUCCUUUUCAGGUUACAAUACUUUUAUUCUAUAACAAUAUGUUUCAUGUUUGACAUGUCAAUGACAAUGUACUAUCCCACAAGACCAGCCUCCCUUCUAGUGCCUCCCUUCCAGUGCCAUUACAUUUAUAACAAGAAAUCUUGUCAAAUGCUUGUGGUUUCAUUAAGGUUACAGAACACCUUUGAGUGUUAAUUUUGCCUAAAAAAUUUUUAGUCGUUUUCACGAAAGCAUUAGACUAGUUCUACUAUCUGACCAAGUUUGAACGAAAAAUAUUGAAAACUCGCAGAGUUAUUUAAUAAAAUACAUUUCGCUGCACUAAGAAAAACAUUGAAAAUGUAAUAUUCAAAUUCAAUUUUCUCCAGAACAAUUUUACGGCAAUUACCGAUUUUCAAACGAGUUGUGCUCCUGCGGGUUUUAACCAAUUUUUCUCAAAUUUUCACAGGACAUAGCUAAAGACGUCAGUUUCAAAAUUGUGUUCGGCUUUGUUCUCAUUUUGGAUAUUUUAAUAAUAAGGAGCAAUUCACACAAACGAUUCAGAAAUAUGUUGCAGUCGUCAAAGAAAUCGCCAUAUCAGCGGAAUGACGAAAUAAACAAAAAUUUCCGAACACAAUUUUUUAGAACAACUAUUUUACUGUAUAAAAAUGAUAUUUUCAUAAAUAUAUCUUAAAACCAGCAGGAACAUAACUCAAAAGCGUAAAGGUACCGCGACUUAAGAUUUUCCUGAAUAAUUCUUACAUUAUUUUAUUGUUUGUCAAUUUUACAACUUCAUCAUAUUUUGCAUGCACUGGCUAACAUUUGGUGAAAAUUUGAUGAAAAUCGGACUGGUAUCGAGCGCGCAGUAGCGAUUUUCCACAAAACGCCAAAAAGGGUGUCCUGUAACCUUAAUUCUAUUGAUAAAUUCAACUAAUUGAUAAUUUCAGUUAUUAUUUUCCAAAACUAAAAAUUGUGUAUUGCCAGGUUACGACUUUGCUGCGAAUGCGUAGUAUUUAUUUCAUGAAGUCAUUAGUGCACUGUGCAUAAGUUACAAGUGUAAAGUACAUGAACUGCCAACAUAUACUGUACUGUAUACAUACUAUUUCUCAGAUUUCUACAAGUCCAAGAGUAGAAUGUGUUAAUUGCCAUGUUGCUGUUGCCAUGGACAUGAUGCAAGAACAUGACGAAGUGUGUGGAGGAGGUGGUUCAGGAAAUGUUGCUAAUUACAGUGCAAGGUAAUCUCAAUUAUCAAGGUGGGGUGAUUAUCAGGGAAUAUUCACAAAGACAAAGUGAAAGUAUAUAUUCCCCAAUAAUCACUGAGCCUGAGGCAAAUAACUGAUUGCUUUAGUAUUUUUGCACAAGUCAUUUGUGUUUUUUUUUUUAACAGAAUUUUUUAUCAGUAACUUUAAUACAAAACAGCUAGUAUAUAUAUAUAUAUAUAUAUAUAUAUAUAUAUAUAUAUAUAUAUAUAUAUAUAUAUAUAUAUAUAUAUAUAUAUAUAUAUAUAUAUAUAUAUAUAUAUAUAUAUAUAUAUAUAUAUAUUGCUGUAUUCAAUAAUACUAAAUAAGUAUAUACUGUAUGUCCAAUUUUGUAGUGAAUGUGAAGAAAUAAUGGAAAACAAUUUGGAACAAACAGAUACAGGUAAUACUGUAUACAUAAAACACAUUUAUUUUUCCCAGCAGACCUACGGUAAUAACUUUCAGACAAAUGGCUUUUGCUCAAAACAUCAAAGUAUAUUGCUUGCAUUUUUCAGGUAGUUGAAUCCAUGGGGACUUUUUGCUAAGUUUUUCUUGCUUUUUGUGCUGAAAAAGAUCAAUGAAUAAAGUAUUUGUAUUUUGCAAUUGGCUUGAUAAAACAAUAGUAAUCAGUGCGUACCUUUUUUUUAGGUUUCCAUCAACUGAAAAGCAUUUUCCCAAACAAUGAACCAAAUGAAAUAAGAGAAGCGCUGGAAAAUGCAAAUGGCUGCAUUGAAACAGCAACAGAAAUUCUACUGGGCAAUGGUACGUAUACACUGUAUGUUUUGUUAUGUUUAGCAAAUUUUAGCAAAGCGUUAUACACCAAAAUGUGAUCUUACAAUGUAAAUCAUACUUAAUAUCAGUGGCGCUGUGGGUCACAUUUUUCCGACAAACUCAAUAGGUAAAAAAUGUCCUGAACAAAAACAUUUUAAUUCACCUCCCCCCCCCCCCCGUAACUAGAGCGUUAAUUGGGGGGUUUAUAUUCAUGUAUUUGUGUUCUGCCCGACUAAUUUUUAUUUGAAAUCAACUUAAAUUCAAAAGAAAUUUGUGGGGCAGAACACGAAUAUAUGAAUAUACACCCCCCCCCCAAUUAACACUCUAGUUACACCUCUGCCCUCCUCUUGUUGGGUAUACAGUGCAUGUAAAACUGAAAAAGCACUCAGCGGCCCUGCAUAUAUGACCAUAAAGAUUCCGACGAAACUACCAAUUUUCCAGCGGGUCUUAACAGGGGCAGACUGGCUACCUCAAGGGGGCCCGGGCGAUUUGGCUAGAUGGGGGCCCUGAACCCCCCCCCCCCAAAAAAAAAUUACCUUAUCCUAUCGUAUUUUUUAGUGAGCACUUCUAUCAUUAGUCAUUGAUCUGCAUCAUUGAUCAUUAUCAUUAGUCAUUUUCUGCAAAAAUGUCAUUGUUUAUGUUGCAAUUGGGAUGCAAAUCCUGUUCAAACUCCUGUCAUAUAUGUACUUAUAAUGAUAUUAUGUAAUAUAUGGCAAAUUCAUUAAAUUAAACUAAACUAAACAUUUGAUUUAAGCCAAUUUGAAGGGGUCCAAAACGGCCUUACAAUAGGGAAUGGAGGGGGGGCAUGGUCUGGGUCUUAACAAUAGGGAAUGGGGGGGGGGGGCGUGGCCUUAAUUUAGUAUGAUCAUUAAGUAUGAUAAUAUCUACAUUCGUAUAAAAAGAAAUUUUGAGAAUGAGUUUAUUCUAGCACUGAGUCUGAGGUAACGACAUAAAAUACAAAAUCGACAUAAAAUACAAAUAGCGAAACAACAAAGUUUUCUACUUAUACAUGCAGCAGUUGAUGAACUUAAUUAACGACUUAUAGUUUGCAUUUUUUGUGUAAACCCUUACCCAAUACUGUGAUCUUGAAUAUUUCUUUCUUUUGCUGCAAAAUGCUUUCUUAUUUGAUAUAAUGGAACUUCUUAAUAACUUUACUCGCGUACUGUACAGUUCAGCCCAAGCAAUCUGCAAUUUUCAAACAUUGUUUUCUGAUGUACGUUACCCUAGCUGCGAGCAGAGUCCUCUCUUUUUUUAUGACUGUACUCGCAGAAUACUGUAUUCUUAUGUAAAUUCUCCUGUGCUUAUUACCGUACCUCAUUGCCGAAAUAAUUUUUUACUCAUGCAAGGUUUGGAUGAUGAAAUCGAAAUUCUGGCCAUUCGCGGAAUUGCUGACCAACCUGAUGACAUAUGUGGUGAAGCGAAAUCACAUUCAGACCUAGAUGCUUUCAGGAAAGAGGUCGUCAAUGAUAAAUUACCACGGCAGCGUUUUACAGUUUCAAGAGAGGAUGGCAUGGAAGAGCUGAAAAAAGACAUCCUGAGCCACUACAAAGAUAGUAAGUGUAAACUGACAGCAAAACCUCGUGUCAGGUUUGAAGGAGAAGAAGGUGUUGGUUGUGGCCCUAUCCGAGAAUUCUUGUUGUGUGCUAUGAAAGUCGUGCAGGAUGGUAUUGGUGGAAGCGGAAGACAUACUAUGUUCUUUGAAGGCGAAGUGGACCAUCUAAUUCCUAUUCAUGAUCAGUCCUUAAGGUGCACAGGAUCGUUUAAAGCAAUUGGGCGUAUAAUUGGCCAUUCGUUGAUACAUGGUGGUCCAUUGUUAUAUGGUCUCUCCCCAGCAGUGAAGCGUUAUUGGACUCUGACUGGUACCGCUUGCACCGAAGACCCUAAUCUAGAAACUCUGCCUGCAAGUAUUAGCAUUGCUGACGUUUCUGAUGUUCACCUAAGACAAUAUAUAUUACAAGUAUGUAUGACUUGAAGUAAAUACAAUAAUCAUUUAAGUUCUAUGAAAUACUAUAUGAUCAAUUAUAAUAAUACUUAAUAUUUCUAUUGCGCGAUUUUACAAAUGUAUAUGAUCAAGUGCGCAUUACAAUCUUUCAGUGACUGGUUACAUUACAGCCGGAACUGACGUUAAGCAUGCUUGACUAUGAGCUUAUAAAUGGCGCGUUAAGCAGCCGCUGUUAGUCCAUACCUCAUUAAUGAUCUGUCCCCUAACCUAUGUGCCUGACCCACCCUGUCAACUUUCCUGUGGGGGGAAACCGGAGUACCGAGAGAAAACACACGACUUUCGGCAGAGCGUUGAUUUUUACUCCUUUCACAUAAGGACUGGGCUCGAGUCACAUUGAGAAAUUCUCACUAAGAUUUGAACCUGCGGCCUUAGAGGUGAAAGUCAAGUGCACUAACCACUUCGCCACCGAAGCCCCAUGAAAACGCUAUAUCAUAUAAACCAGUUAUGUAAUAUAAAGGGUUCUUACAUUCCAGCUUGAAAAUAUUGCACCGGAUGAUGAAAUCCCUCCAGAACUUAAAGAGGGGAUCACACCAUAUCUUUUUGAAUCUGGUCUGGAUAUCAAUGUUUUGAAUUCAGAUCGGCAGUUGGCCAUUCAAGGCCUUAUGGUGUACCACGUGAUCGAUAAGAGAAAGCGAGAGUUAGAUGAUAUAGCUAAAGGUCUGUGGAACUUCGUAUAUUUAUAAGUUGUAUCAGUUUCACAAGGCACGUUUCUGAUGUGUUAGGCUUGUUUCAAACGUCACGCUACUCGUGUGCGGAGCGCAUUAAAAGCCAUAGAUAAUGAGAUAAAAUGCCUUUGGUAACUGUAUAUUUCGUAGUGUAAGCCAUCAGCUUUUCUAUGUUGUCAGCGACCUUAUGUAGUUCUUGCAGUGUCUUCUUCAAUUUGAAACUUCACACAAUCCUUGGAUCCCUAGUCAAAAUAUUUUAACCAAAAACAGUAUGCAGUCUGCCAUCUUGGUAUUUCAGUGGCUUUUGAGUGCCUUGUUCUAGUCAAAAAUUGCGUUGUAAGUUGCCGAGCAAAAAUUGCAUUGCCCAACAUGCAUGGAAAUUAUCGAUCAUAUUUUAAAAGUGAAACGACUUGUGUAUAUAUUUUAAAUAACUAUGAUUGGUAAAUAUAAGUUUCGUGCAUGUGCUUCUGCACGUAUUCCUCAAUAACCAAUUAUCGUAAUCAGAUUGUGUUCCUCGGCCAUAUUAAAUUUUGACUAAUUCACGCGAAUAGCUAUGUACAAAGUAUACAGUAAUGCAUUAGCUUUCUAGAAUGGCUACUUGGAUUUUAUGUGUAUUUCUCAUUACUAGGAAUGAACGAGGUCGGAUUCCACAGUUUUCUGGGAAGAUGUGGAUCUGAUGCAUUAGAUUCUAUUUUCCCAACAUCUGACAAACAAACCAUUACAUUUGAACAAAUGAAAGAAGUCAUGGUUUUUGAGCAGACUGAGGGUCAUGAGCAGACGAUAACAUUCUGGCACAAUUAUUUAUUCUUAUUGUCAAAAUAUGAACCAGGUAUGGUGCAGUAUCUUAAGUAGACUGGGAUAACGGGGUAUGAUAAAAACGUAUAGCUGUAUAAGCACGUUAAUAAUUUUAGGGAAGUCUGUCUCGUGGCACAUUCGUCAUAUGUACUGUAUUUCCAUUUGCCUGUCAAAAUUUCGUACAUUUCAUUUAUUUUACAAGAUUUGCGAAACAUAACAGACAUAAAUAAGACUAAUAAUUUACAACAUUUACAUACGAUUCGGGCAGGACUAGCCAGAGAGAGAGAGUCGUCCUCAGCUGGAAGAGGGCCACCUAAUCUAUUCCAUACGUAUAGUGUACAGUAAGUGUAAACAUUAAUUUUUCGAUUCACCCAAAAGCCAACAUACGUAAUUAUUUCUACUUAUUUAGAUAGCCCUUCUCUGACGGACUUAUGCUGUUUUUGGACAGCUACGAACCAAUUGCCCCCACGAGGUGCAACGUUACAGGUAAAGUUUGACGAGGGUGAAUGUAAAUUGCCGUUGGGAGAAACCUGCUUUUCAAUUCUGACGCUUCCAACCAUGCAUAAGUCGUAUGAAGAAUUCAAGAAAUAUUUGGAUAUAGCACUCCUACAUGGUUCCAUGGGAAUUGACCGUUCGUAA
Molecule: messenger RNA, 6895 nt
Organism: Paramuricea clavata
Lineage: Eukaryota; Metazoa; Cnidaria; Anthozoa; Malacalcyonacea; Plexauridae
Source: the annotation of a GenBank genome assembly